AUGCCCACCGCUGCUCCGUAUCCCGAACUCGAGGCCCUCGAGGCUCUCCACCGUCGCGCCCAUCUCCAGCCUCGAGCCGAUCCAACCGCUGCUUGGGUCACCGUCGGCGACGAGGGCACGCCCGUCAAGACCAUCACGCCGAAAGCCACCACCAUCAGCGGAACCCCCACGCUGGUCGACGUUGCGCCUCACGAUAUCACGGCCUCGGUGUACACCUUUACGAGCUGGGGAGUCAUUACAACCAGCACUGGCCAGCCGCCUAACCCGACCGCUACAUCCAAGAACAAUGACGGAGUCUUUUCGCGGUGCUACAACAAGGACGGCAAGGACGCCCCCUUCUGCACACCCUACACAAACAGCUCGCUUCUGACAGGCAGCACCUAUUAUAUUACUUGGGAUCCCGACUACUACAACAAGACCAACUUCAAGACCAACACGACUUAUGAAAUCACCGUCCGUCUGGACUACCUCAACAGGACAAGCAAUGAAUGGGUUAAGCUUGAGAGCUUCGACGACAACAAGGUGCCAGCCUCGUGGGGGUUCUGGCCGCUUAAAGUCAAAAAGGAUUACCUCAUGGGCGAGAAGACCAACAACAUCACCAUCACACUUCUGAGCGCUCCCCGGGGCAGCAACGACAAGAACAGCUCCAUUGCCCUCCCAGUGCUUUUCGAAAAGCCCGCUUUACCCCAGAACUCAAAGACCGAGCUUCCCACGGGCCACACGCUCUCCAUCGCUCUGCCUCUCGCUUUCGGCUGCUUCGUCUUCAUCGUCGUCGGCCUCUUUAUGUGGAACCGCAAGAGCCGCCGCAUCGAGCUCGGCAACAUCAUGGGCCGCUCUCGCCGAGGCUACAACGGCCGCAAGGCUCGCCGAAACAUUUUCCACUCGAGGAAGGAUAGCGUCCCGCUGCACAACGCGGAUGGCCACUUGAGAGACGGAGAUUAUCACGAUGCGCCCAUCGCUGGUCGACGCGAUAGCGAGGCUCUGGGCAGCCUGGCCGGCACUCCUAUCAAUGAGACGUUUGAACAGCAGGGCACCACUGGCGGUCACAAAAAUGCUUUCCGGGACGAGAUGGCUCGACAGAAUCAAGAGAGACGUGGAGGAUACUAAAAUCAAAGAAAAAUGAUGGAUGAAUGGAAAAGAGGAAAAUUAACCAUCAUGAUCCAGGUGAUUGUGAGAAGUGUAAUUGAUACAUGAAUCUACGAGGAAUAAUGUUCUAUAAUAACCACUCUACAGAGUAUGCGAGUUGAAUUUUGUCACGAAACUAAUGCAAUUUUGAAGAGAGGAUGUUGGAGUUGAACGAGUACGAAUUGAUCAAUUGAGCAAAAAUUGAUUGUUUGCCAUGCACUGAUGUUCUUAUGAGCUGUGUCCCAACGCCCACUCUUGUUUCUUCGUGGAAUAUACAAUAGAAAGAUAAAAUCAUACGUCAAAGACAUGAAAAGAGGGGAGAGUCAUGAUUCUCCCAUCAAAGUCCAACGCCCAGCUCCGACCCUCAGUUCUAUUUCCAUUCCACAGAAAAACUCCGCCAGUACGGCUUCCUUUGUUUCUUUGCUAAUCCCGUGCGGGGAAACAAAAACCCAGAUAUGCCACCCUGAUUUACUCCUGGUAUCAACAGAAAAACCCCCAUUCAUCCAUGCAUUACAUCGUCACUUAUUGUUCCCUUCCAACGGUACUCCUCCUUUUGUCCAGGAAUAAAAACAGGCUUUCAAAAACGUCCCAAAUGCAAAAAAAAAGAAAAAAAAAAGGAAGAAAAAAAAAAAGGGUAAUUCAUGGCGGCCAUCAGACAUGUGCAUGUACAGAGAGUUUAGGGU
Molecule: messenger RNA, 1808 nt
Organism: Trichoderma atroviride IMI 206040
Lineage: Eukaryota; Fungi; Ascomycota; Sordariomycetes; Hypocreales; Hypocreaceae
Source: RefSeq, a predicted model, not a curated record